UUAAAUAAAUGUUUGUUGAAUUAAAUCAAUCUUUGUUAAUUUAAAUAAAUGUUUGUUGAAUUAAAUCAAUCUUUGUUAAUUUAAGUAAAUGUUUGUUAAUUUAAAUCAAUCUUUGUUAAUUUAAAUAAAUGUUUGUUAAUUUAAAUAAAUGUUUGUUGAAUUACAUCAAUCUUUGUUAAUUUAAAUAAAUGUUUGUUGAAUUACAUCAAUCUUUUUAAAUUUAAAUUCAGUGAGACACGCUUGCAUCAGAGUGAAUCUGAGACAGAAAAGAUGCAUAGAAGUGAAAAGAAAGAAACAAAUGAGCGAUUGUAUUUGAAUGCAUAAUACCUUGUUCCCGCGAGGAUGUGGCCCUGCUUUGCGUAUGUACUUUGCAUGUCAUUUAUAUUAUACACAAGUAGUGAGGGAGCUGCUGUGUUAGACUCAGCGUGAUGCUCGUGUGUCCUUCUUUCUCCAUGGAUUCUUGUGACACGAGUUCAUCAUCAUGUGACUUACCAACAUUUAUUCUCGUGGCAGGAAAUUUCUUUCUUUUUUAAAACUUUUUGUGCAUCUCUUUCUUUCUUGGGCAGGCUGGAGAUUUGCUGGAGUUUUAUUCGGACGGCGGUUGCGGAGUCGGAAAGGACGAUACGACUUCGAUUGAGUGUUUUUUUAUUUUGUUCUAUUGGAGGUUUUAUUUAUUUAUUUUGUGUGUGUGUGUAUUACGGAACUGUAUUUUAGACUGGAUUGGAUCUCUCUUGUUCGUAUUUCGAAUCAUUCUGCAUUCGUUUCAAAUUUUUUUUGUCGUGGAAUCGAUUUUUAGGUUUUCGUUCGCUGGAACGAUUUCGCGAAUUUGUUUCAAUUUGUUUUGUGGAUGGUGUCAAGUUCGAGCAUAUCAGGUCAUGUGAAGUUAUGUGUGGUGGUGCAUUGUAUAGAUUGAGUUGAGGUAACUGGGUGAUUUCAUGUGUGCUGGGGAAGAAUAUUAUAAGUGAAGUGAGAUUUUCCUGAAGUGACGCUUAUUUUUCAAGAAUAUCAUUUGGAAAUGUGUUGAAAAAGUGCCCUGUUUCAAUCAAGUGACGAUGAAGAGUGCAGUGUGAUGAGUGACAGAGAUCCAAGCCUGUUGACAACAUUUUUCUAUACUGUGUGUGUGAGUGAUUUAAUCAUUUUUGCCCUUGUGAAAUUUCUUUCUUUUUUUUUCUUUUUAAAUCCAGGUAAAAAGAAACAAGCGUGAAAGGGCAAAAAAGAUGAAGUUUUGUGGGCCUCUGUUGUCAAAAUGUUGCCUGGUGGUCAGUGUGUGGGGCAUUAUCCAGAUGGGGAUCAUGGGAGCCCUGUUCUACAUCCACUCUUUGACCUUCAUUGAGGACAUGCCUCUUCAUCAUCAUGCUGAACAUGGAGUCCAGGGACUUUUUGAUGCUGCAGACAAGAUUUACACUGGAGUGGCGCAAAACUGCUGGAUAGCAACAGCCAUGUACUUGAUCACACUCAUCAUCUCCGUUUGGCAAGCAUUUCUGAAUGAUGCGGAGGCCAAGGCGCCACCAACGCCGAAACACGCUCGGUAUUCAGCUCCACCAUCGCCGGUGCUUCCAGGUACCAUGGGUCACACCCAGCUCCCACCUGGUACCACUGAGAUCAUCGCAGAAACGUCUUUCACUGAGACCAACAACCGAGACUGAGUCAAUCAUCUUCAAGCAACCCUCCCUUUUUUUUUUGCAAGAUGAAAAGUGGGGGCCAAUGUGCGUUUAUCUAUUCAUUUAUUCCCUGGUCUGUCUUAUUUUGUCUGAGUCUUUUAGUGUUCUAGUCAAGCUCUGUGAGAAGAUGAAAAAUGGUGUCAUUUUGUGCAGGAGGAUCUGAUUUGGUUGUGGAAUCUCCUUUCAAAUUAAAGUUUUUCCUGAUUGGAAUGGCAAGCUUGGAUUUUUCAAA
Messenger RNA from Notodromas monacha, 1893 nucleotides. The record is from the annotation of a GenBank genome assembly. NCBI's taxonomy places the organism in Eukaryota, Metazoa, Arthropoda, Ostracoda, Podocopida, Cyprididae.